ACCGCACGAUGAAGUCGUACCUAGCAGCUGUCCUGCUCCUCUGCUGUCUUCCAGGCCUCGCCUACGGGGCCUGCGCCAUCGCCAACGAGCUCAAAAACAACCUCCCCGCCACCCUCUCGGGUGAGGCAUGUCCGCAGAAGACGGACCCAAAACUGGUGGCUCUGAAGAAGAAGGCAGCGGAUGAGAAGACCCAGCAGGACGUCACGAUCUACAUGCUGCAGGCCAUGGCGGCCGUGGAGGAGAAGGCCACGAACGCGCUGGAAGCCAAGCUGAAGAAACUGGAGGUGACCUUGAGGAUCCUUGAAGGAGAGAUGAAAAGGAAGAAGGCGGAACUUAAGGUGGUGGACAAACAACCCAAGAAGCAAGGCGACGCGUCCAAGGGCGAUUUCCCAGACUGUGGUGGUAUCAAGAUCAUGGACCCGACCGUCACGAGCGGGCAGCGGCAGAUCAAGAUCAAGGGAAACACGCAGAAGACUCCCGUCAAGUGUGACAUGGAGACCAUGGACGGAGGCUGGACGGUCAUCCUGGAGAGGGACGCGUCCCAGAGUAAGGUGGUGGACUUCGACAAGGAUCUCGCCGCGUACAAGAAGGGCUUCGACAGCCCGACGGACGCCAACUUCAUCAUGGGGCUGGACGUCAUGAACAAGCUGACGGCUCAGGGGAAGUACCAACUACUGGUGGAGAUGGAGGACUUUGAUGGUGCGAAGGCCUCGGCAAUGUACAAGGAGUUUAAGGUCGGAGAUCAAGCCAGCAACUACAAGCUGACCAUUGGUGAGUACGACGACGCCAAGAGCACAGCUGGAGACGCGCUGUUCUUCCACAACGGGAAACCGUUCAGCGUCAAGGACAAGGACAACGACGGAAACACUAAACUGGCCUGGGCUGUUGUAGCGACAGGAGGCUGGUGGUACCAUGAGAACGGCUACGCAGCUCACCCCACUGGAAAACAACUCGACAAGACUAAGAAGGCAGACAUGGAGGUUCAGACCAUCAACUGGAUGCCGUGGCGAGGCUGCGAGAAGCUCAAGAAAAUCUCCUUCAAAGUCAGGCAGGAUAGCUUCAAACUGGUCUACUGAGGAGGGCCUCAAGGUCAUGUCUCAAGGUCAUGUCUCAAGGUCAUGUCUAAAGGUCAUGUCUCAAGGUCAUGUCGGUAGAAGACGUUUGUUAACGACACGUCGGGUGUUACUUUAACGAUUUUAACGUUUUAACGAUUUCUAUUUGAUUUUUCAGUAAAGCAAAAUCAUAAUCUUACAAAACGUCGCGAAUCUUAGCAAUGACAGUCGGUAUCACGGACUGUUAUCGUUUCCUCAAACUGCAACGUUGACUGUAUUUCUGAUUAUAUGCAUGGUUGGUUAACAUGGGUGUGUGUCAAUCAUGCUUUUCUCCUUGUUUAAUGAUAU
Messenger RNA from Branchiostoma belcheri (Belcher's lancelet), 1400 nucleotides. RefSeq names its product ficolin-2-like. Bases 9 to 1076 code for a protein of 355 amino acids. The record is from RefSeq and is a predicted model, not a curated record. The transcript has 9 exons. NCBI's taxonomy places the organism in Eukaryota, Metazoa, Chordata, Leptocardii, Amphioxiformes, Branchiostomatidae.